Molecule: messenger RNA, 6131 nt
Organism: Ceraceosorus bombacis
Lineage: Eukaryota; Fungi; Basidiomycota; Exobasidiomycetes; Ceraceosorales; Ceraceosoraceae
Source: the annotation of a GenBank genome assembly
AUGCCAAUGCACGCCGGCGAUCGCGCUGCUCGACUUCGCCAAGCAUCUUCACGUGGGGCACCUCCCCCCCAAGUCGCACGAGCAGUUCAGAAUGCUCUCAGCAGGGGCGCGGAUAGACAACAAAGCCGCCCACUCGCUGAUGUGAACACUCCAUUUGGCUCGCAAUCCUCUCCACAUCGCUCGGUCGCCAUUGCCCCCGCACGUCGCGCGCAUACAGUGGCAAACACGAACAGUCUCAUGCGACAAGUAUUUUGUCAAGCAUAUCAGCAGUCGGAUCUUGUUCUUCACCGGGAAGCUGCCCAUCGAUACUUCUCCACGUACUUCGAGCGUCACCCAUCUUCUGUGGUCAUCUGGACCUGCACCAAUGCUGAAAUGGACACUUUCGUGAUGCACCGGGACCUCAAUUUUCGGGGAGAUGCGACGGCCACACUCCUGCCAAUUUGGUCCGAGCAGCUUACACUUCCCAGUCCCACGCUUACUCGCAUACCUCUUAGGGAGUACCGCCGCGCGACUUGGUCGGGGGUGCACUCUUCGAACUUCAUGGUAGAAGACGGUACAUCAACAAAUGCUUCAGCUACGCAUACAGGCACAAGCCACAGGAGUGUCUCGGCACCACAACAGCGCUUGGCCAUCGAAGACGUGCCUGGCAAAGAACCAAGUCAAGGCGAUGUGCCCACAGAUGCUUCUCUCGAUGACGUGGUCGCGGCCAUUGUUGAGGCAACAAGCGUGGGCCACAAAAAGAAGAAGAAGCCCAGUAAGCGCAAAGGCAAGGGAACUCACACUGCAGAGCCAAAGGGGAACGUCAACGAGACUAUAAUAGAAGGACUAUCUAAGCUAUCCUCAUCCGAGCCAGUUCCAGCGGCUUCUCUCUGCGCGGUUGUAGCAGACAACGCCUUCGAGACGAGGCUCCCUUCGCCUACACCAAAUGCUCCAGAAGACGAUAACGAUGGCAAAGAUACCCUGAGUAUCGCUCUGGACAUAGCCGCACAUCCCGACACGACCUCCCUUGAACAGCUAGCUUACCGGUCAGACCUGCCUUUGCUUGGAGCCGUUCCCGCGCAGCAGCCGGACGCGCUUGAGUCGGCACGAAGGUCUGUGCCAAUUUCACAGUCCGAGAGUCAAAGAAAUGAAACCGCACAGACUUCGAGUCACCGCUCUGAGGCUUCUCCAUCUUUGCAGGUGGCAGUGCCACCCAAAGCAGUCACACCUGCCCAGGUACCAGCGGGCGACAAUGCAUUGUCAUUGAUCGAUGCUGCCAAGGAAAGCUCUGGCCGAAGUGCAUCACCAGACACUUACAAAGUCCGACCGGCCCGCACUUCCGAGCCGCUUUCAACGACCGAGCCAACGCCUUCCAGACCUGCCUUUGUUGCCGCGUCUUCCUCCCACCCGCAGUACAAGGACGACACCGUCCCUGUUCGUGCGGACCGCGUCUAUUCGCGCAUGGUUCGCUCACCACAUCUGCCCAAUUCUCCGGCGAGCAUACAUGCCAAGCAACACCUCGUUGUGCCAUCGGCCGCUCACGGGGAGGACUGCGCGCUGAGUAGCAAUAGCCAUGGUGAGUCAAGCAGAACCUAGUCUCACAGUAAUGGAAUCUGAAGCGGAUAUCUGUCCAUCCCAUGACUCAGGCGAUGCGACGCCCGACCCGUCACUUUGCAGUGCUGCCAGCGACAAUGUAUCAGUGGCCACCGCUAGACCUAGGAAGCACCCUCGGAAUCGGAAAAGUAAUGUAGCGACCGCAGCCAAACCUUAUCGGAAUGCCAAGACGCAGGACGUGGGCAGGGAUCGCACAACGACCGACCUUUCUGCUCAAGCAUCGACGAGUGCGGCCAGUCGAAAGGUGCCAGGCUCGGCAGACACCCAUCCAACCGCACCACUACCCAAGACGCAAUCAGGUAAUUCAAAGCGAAGCAAGGCUGCUGCAAAGAGAGCGGCCAGAGAAGCAGCGGAAGCCGAGCAGCACGGCCGCCGUAUAGCAGAAGCGGUGGCGGCAGCUGAAAGAGCCAGGCCAGACCUACCCUUGGUCGGCUUGCCUGCAGCCGAAGCUGCGUCCGAUGAGGGGAGCAAUGCCUCUCAGCGUGGCCUUGUGACCACCACCAAAAGACGUCUCACCACCAGUCUAGCACCUCCACAAGAGCGCUCAGACUCGCCACGCCGCUCACGUCCACUAUCUAAGACGGAAACGGAGUUUUCUUACGUCACUGCUCUAAGCCUGCCACCAGACCAAGAGCGAGACUUUGUCGAGGGUCCCGGCACCACCGAACGCGGCCACUUGCUUGACGAACGCGGGAAGCUUGUGACCCCGAGCGUCUCGACGCGAGGAUCCUCAAAGCAAACCGAUAUGCAACGAGACGAGACAAACACUGCGUCCUUGCUCGGUACGGAGAUAGACUAUGAGGACGCUCAAGAACAGACCUACACACAAUCCGAUUGCGGCGGCUCGAGAAGCGCCUCUGCACCGAAGCCCUUCGUCCUACUCACCGAUACGAGGAAGCAAGAGCUGCUACGUUCUCCUGAGACCCUUUGCCCGGCUCACCUGGCCAAUCCUUCUAAUGAAGGGCUACGGCACAUGCAUUCAGCCUCAUCACAGCAAUGGGACAUGACAAAACCUGUCGAGCACUCUGGAGCAAGCCCGGAUGUCAGUCGUGAUACCGUCGACGAGGGCGACGUCGAGCGGCUGCAACGCAUCUCGCGAACUGCGGCCUGGGUAUCCGAUGAGCAUAGCAAGCGCCAGCUGGUCACGACUACCGUUAGAGGCUUCGGACCGAAGUCACACGAGCGAACAAGUGGAAGUUGUGCCUCGGACUCGUCCUCGAUUUCAAGGCUGGAUCUCCGCAUCAGUGCACAACACUCUACUCGUCGAGGACUUGCUCCACCCAUCGAACCACCACACGUCGCAGCUACGCCAGCUACUUACUUGCAAUGUGCCAAUAACCUGUGCGAUCUCAACAAUUCGACGCCCUCCGUCGCCAUUCGACGCUUUCGCGCACUCAAAGCGGUGCUGAGAAGUCCAGCAUUCAAACCGGUUACUCUAGUUCCGGGCGAUCGCCGCAGCUUCUCCAUGACGGGAAAGUUUGUCGACCUGCACCAUCUACAAAGCUCACCGGUGCGCUCUGCCAAGUUCGUGCUUGACGUCAGGCAUUUGCCAUCGUUCGACCAAGUACAUGUUCCCUCUUCUCCCGAAACCGUCAGACGGGCGGAGGGUCUGACGUAUCUAAACUUGGACGCUCGGCGGCUCCAAGAUAGUCCUUGUAACUUGGACGCUCGGCGGCUCCAAGAUAGUCCUUGUAUGGAUGAAUGCAAGCGCUAUACAACUCUGACCGAUGGCCGUGAUGUAGCACAUUCGCCACGCACUCGGAGCGCGAGCGUUCCACCUUAUCAUCGAUUCCCUCGUCCUGAAACGGGAGUAAAUACAGGAAGAGUGUUGCCUCACACUGCCCCAGCAAGGCCAGCGCGUUUGCCAGACUGCUCAGCUGGCGAAGUUUCGCUACAAGACUCGAUUCCAACCCUUCGCAUCAAUAUACCUUCUGACCACAUGGACACCACUACACCGGAGAGCACAUCUUCCAUUUGGCCCACUGCGCCUGACUCUUCGAUGCUCGAGCCUCUUUUGCUGUCACCCGCCUCGAAUUCUGACUUUUCCGGUUCCUCGAUUGCCCCUCAUACUGGUUAUGGUGGCCCUCAUGCCUUGGAUGUAGCCAACAACCUCCCGCAACCCAAUUUGCUUGGCUUGUCAGCCGGCAAUUUCGACUUCGACUUCUCCAAUUCAGUCCCACUUUCUUCGCCAGGCUUUUUGCCACCAUUCUACAGUGGCGACAUCGACACAACUGGUGGCUACGCGAGUGAAGUAGACUCGCCACGGUGUCAAGAUCAGCUGGCUGCAUCAGAAGUCCGCCGCACUGAGCUUUUCAGUUGGCUCCAGCAAUUUGGCACAGUCAGCACGGAAGAGGCGGAGGCAAUAGGUCGCUUCUUCGACGAGACGGAGCGACACUACAUCGAGCUGAUGGGCGAUGAGGUGUGUAUCUCGAGCCGUACUGCUUGCCAUUCACCAUGCUGACAUGCCAUCCCGCUCCAGUCCGCCAAACACCAGCCUACCGACAAGGCAUCACUCUCAACCUCGCUCGAUUCUAUCAUCCUUCCCGCUUCUCGCCACUACAGGCCCCGCUCGUCAACCGGCAGUCGCUCGGCUGAGCCGGGCUCAGCCAUAGAUACCGAAGCUACGCCGCGUCCUCUUCAACCGAGUGGCUUUGCUAGCUCCGGCACCCAAGAUAAUGGAUGCGACCUCUCAAGCGAAAGCCAGUGGGCGCGCAUCGAGCAAUCAGAGCAUGAGCGGUGAGUAGGACCAAUGCUUUGCCAUGUUAGCGCGGAGGUCCUGCGCUCAUGAGUUCUCUUCAACCGCACCGCCCUUGAUCAGAUGCCCAAGGCCUCGAGGCCUGAGCUCCAACGGCAGAGGCCGCGGAAGGGGCACCCCUGACAGGGGUCUUCGAGGCAGGGGGCGUGGAAGAGGAAAGCUUAAGGGGGGACCGGACCGAGAAUCCUUCCAUGCUUCAACGGCGGAGGACCAGAGUGGGUUUGGCCGGGCCACCGGCGCCCCGAUGUGGUUCCCGGCAGCUUCACCGGAAAUCAGCCCCGCGAACAUCUUCGCGCCCAAUUAUAGCAACCCAGCUCAGAGUGAUCCAGCCGUAGCGAGCUACUCUCUUGGUCCGGGGCGCGCGAUUUCGACAACGAUGUCGGCUGGCGACAGUUGCCGUCCUCCAAUUCAGCUUCGGUCUGACGGAUGGUUUCAGACAGCGUCAAGGCGUGAGGCCACUCUUCAUCACUGUCCAGACGACAAUGAGCAACUGGCUGGUCGUCCGCCAACCACGGGAGUGCACGAUACUGUGCGUUCCGCGACGUACGGAGAGCAAGCGCAGCAAUUGGCUGCAGCCUUUUUGCAACAACAUGGCCCUACACACGCGGAUUGGGAUGGUCUGGUCGCAGAGUGCGCGCAAGUCCUGCGUUGGAAUCUGUCAGCCAUUGGGGUCGGGCAUAGUACUGGACAAGCAGCUCCGACGUUGGCACCAAACGAGCUGGUCGAUGCCUACCGCGGUGUGGGCGUGUCGCAGGUCGACCAUAAAGCUCCUGCACCUCACGGAUCUAUUGGAGUCUGGAACAACGCGUCCCAAACAUUCAUGACGUCGAACGAAGCUUGUCACCCUAAUUGGCUUGUGUACGAGCACGCCCGCCAGCUGAUUGCCUCCCAUUUCGGCUACUCCCCGCUUGUCAGCCCGAUGCAACAGCUUCCCGCCGGACUGCUGGUUCCUUUUGCCCCACCCGCUCAGCUGAGACGUUCCAGCGUGCAAUCUGUCGGUACCGACGACUGUUCUACCCUUCCUGCAGAAGAUACUUCAGCUUCCAUGGCCGCACAGGAUGGCGCCGCGCAAUGGAGCAACGCUAGUGCAGCAUCCUUUCAUCAGAGUGGCAGAAACGAGUCUUCGCUUCGUAGCUUCGACAAUCGCAGUCACAGACCGGCACAAAGGUCAGACUCUAGCGCUGCACAUGCCUCCUCAGACGCGCGCUCUUGGGACAGCAGAGGCGCAUAUGGCUCAAAUGCAGCGAGCGGAAGACAAGCUGCCUAUCCUCCAGGUUCGGCAGCAGCCGAUAGCGAUCCCGCAAGUGUAGACGCCCGGCGAGCACUGCAAAGUCGUAGCACUGUCGGAGCUGGUGCGACUCUUCCUCGAAGCUCCAGCCCGUCACCUACUGGCUCCGGCUUCCGCUACAAUUCUUCCAGGAAUCCUACCAUCAGAAAUGAUCGAGUCCAAGCGUCGAGCUUCAAGAGCUUCCAUCGCUCGGAAUCUGCUUCCCAACGGCGGGAGCCGAGAUCAUGGCGCAGCUCAGACCUACAACAUGGCGAACAUCAGCAUUCUACUCCUUCCAAGGCUUAUCCUCGUCGUGGUGAUCAGAAUCGCUCCCCUGUGCGCCCUCGUGGCGGCUUUCAACGCUUCGGUGGUGUCGUGCACGAAGACGACUCUGAUACGCGUACGCUUGCUGGCGAGGCUGCUUGUCGCGUCUCGCCACCUGGUUUGAGGUGGGCCAGCCCACGUACCGGUACUGGAAGGCGUCCUGACUUGAGAGGUGCCAUGCACUGGAGCUAG